Molecule: messenger RNA, 1515 nt
Organism: Trichoderma breve
Lineage: Eukaryota; Fungi; Ascomycota; Sordariomycetes; Hypocreales; Hypocreaceae
Product: GLE1-like protein domain-containing protein
Exons: 3
Coding region: 1-1515 (504 amino acids)
Biological process (GO): regulation of translational initiation; regulation of translational termination; poly(A)+ mRNA export from nucleus
Cellular component (GO): nuclear pore cytoplasmic filaments; cytoplasm; nuclear pore
Molecular function (GO): phospholipid binding; translation initiation factor binding; inositol hexakisphosphate binding
Source: RefSeq, a predicted model, not a curated record
AUGACCAAUUCUCCCUCUUCGAGAAAGAGCCAAUUGCUGUCGAGCCCUGAAAGCGGCCUUAUCUCGAGAUUUCUCUUAGACGGCCGAAAUAAUGAGUUAAACCACCAAAAUGCUCUGGCCGCCGCUCAGGCAGAGCACCAACGCGUGCGAGAAGCGGCUAUCCGAGUUUAUGAGCUCCACGAGCUUCGAGAAGAGCAUCAACGACUUCUAGAGUUGGAGCGCAAGGAGCAGGAAAGAUUAAGAGCGGAGGCGGCAAUAGUCGAAGAAGAAAGAAGGCUUCGAGAACUCAAGGCCAAGACGGUGCCUAAACUUCCUCCCGAACCAGUGCCAGAACCACCCAAGAAGGUAGAGCCGGUGCCAGUCCAACAACCGGCUGCUGCGAAGCCUCAAGAACCUAUCAAGCAGAACCUUUUCCAGACGAAGCAACAGCCGGCGCCAACUGCCACCACCCCCCAGGUGAAUGGCUUUCUGGGAGCGCAAACUAAACCGGCCACGAGCAAUCUUUUUGCAUCACCCACCGCCGCGCCAAAAGUUGAGAAUCGCUUAGCACCAACAAAUCUGACGACUCCUGCUGUCCAACCACCCGCCGCACAGAUUCCGAUGGCUCGCCCUUCUCCGGCGCAGAAAAAUGCCGUAGCAGACCGAUAUGUCGAAAUUCACAAAGAGCUAAAGAAGCUGCGACAGGUGCUGCAGGCCGAAGCAAAGGUGCCUGGGUCUCCUCUGAAGGGCAAGAUGGGAACCUAUCGAAGAGAAAUUCGAGUUUCCAUCGGACAGCUUACAGCGGGUAAAGGAGCCAACGCACAACCUAUUGCCAAAAUCACAAUGGCACUGACAGAUGCACUCACUGGUAAAGUGCCUAGCGCUCCUAUUGAAGUGAGCCGGUUUACCGUGAAUCAUAGAGAGCCGGCUGCAGGCGCUGCAAACAACGACGCGACCCUGCCUUCUCUCUUCAUCUACCUAUUGAACAUUUGCGCCAAGGGCAUCAUUAAUCAGUUCAUCAAUGAGUGCAGUGCAAAUCCCAAAGCGGCAGAUCCAAUCGGCGUCUUCACGGCCCAUAUAUUUUCUCAGAAGGAAUUUUUAUGGCGCGGUGAAUCUCUGAUUGACAUCCUCAUGGCCAAGUUCCGAGUCGUGUGCCCGGUCUUGUUCGGCUUGAAAGGAAGCGAUAAAACCGAGAGGGGGAGACAGGCCAUAGGAUGGAAAAAAGAUGGUCCCGGGUACAUUACAGAGCAGACUCACAACGAUAGGAUGACUGGUCUGGUCAAUUACUGGAAGGCGCUGGCCGGCAUUGUCAACACGGCUCCCAAUGAGACUUCGAACACCCAAUACGUGGUCUUGAGAGCCAUGAUCGAAGGUCACGAGCAGCGGUUUCUGACUUUUUACGGCAGCGCCGCCAUUGCUGCGUUGCGCCUCGCGUUGGUCGAGUUCCCCAAGAAAGCGCCAGCGAGCGCAGCCGCAGCGCAAUCAUUACGAGCCAUGGUAGAGCUUCUUCGCACCGAAGGGCUUGUCUUGAGCUAA